AUGGAGGGCAGUUUGGGCCGGGCAGUGUGCAUCCUGACGGGAACCUCGAGGGGCUUCGGCCGCAGCCUGGUACCGCUGCUGGCCUCCCGGCUGGCCGCUGGUUCGGUGCUGGCUCUGAGCGCCCGAAACGAUGGGGCCCUACGGGAGCUGUCUGCCAAGUUGGGGCAGCGGCCCAGCCUUCGGGUGCUGGGCGUGUCUGCCGACUUGGGCAACGAGGCUGGGCUGCAGCGGCUGCUGGAGGCGCUUCGGGAGCUGCCCAGGCCACUGGACUUGCAGCGGUUCCUACUUAUUACUAAUGCUGAUAACAGUUCCCUGGGUGAUCCCUCCAAAGGAACUGUGGAUUUCACUGAUCUGGCAGAAGUAAAUGGCUAUUGGUCUCUGAAUAUCACCUCUGCAGUCUGCCUGACUUCAGGUGUCCUGAGGACCUUCCCCUCAACUUCCAGCCUCAGCAGAAUUGUGGUCAAUAUCUCCUCCCAGUUUGCCCUAAAGCCCACCAAGAGCUGGGCUUUGUACUGCGUGGGAAAUGCUGCCCGUAACACGUUCCAAGUCUUAGCAGCCAAAGAGCCAGAUGUUAAAGUGCUGAGCUACGCCCCAGGUCCUCUGGACACAGACCUGCAUCUGACUGCCAAGGUAUACACAAAGGAUCAUGAAACCCUCCAGAUGUUAUAUCAGUGGUUUCAGAAUGGGGGGGGGGGGUUGGUGGACUGCACUGUGUCUGGCCAGAGACUGAUGGAGCUGUUGCAAGAGAACACCUUUAAGUCUGGGGCCCACGUUGAUUUCUUUGAUAAAUAGUUUACUCAUGUCCUUGUCUCUCCUUUCAGAAACCUCAACCAACCCCAUACUCUUAUGUAUUUGGUAUCACAAAAUACCAUAAGAUACCAAAGCACAGUUUAUUUUCCCUGGGCUUAACAUUUGGCCCUUAAUGAAGACUGUAGCCAGUCAUUAAAUAAAAACAUGGAUUAUAGAUUAAAAGCAGUAAGAGAACCUACAGAUAGCUGGCCCAACACCCUCAAUUUUACAGAUGAGGUAGCCCAGAGAGGGCAGAUGUUGACAGAUAGCAAGUGGCAAAGCUAGAAUUUGACUCCAAAAUUUAGCACAUUCUUGAAUGCACUGAGAACUAUGGAAUUUUGCAGCUGGAAAGGAUCUGGAGAUCAAACAGAUGCCUGAUCAUGAAUUCCCUCCACAGUGAAAAGAAACCUGUCACAUCCCAAAGCAGCCCAUUUCAUUUCUGGUAGUUCUCAUUGUCAGGAAUUUUUCCUGACAUCAAGUCUAAAUUUGCCUCUUGGCAACAUACCAUCAAUCCCCCAGCUUAUCUCUUCUUCUGCUGCUGGGGCCAAGCAGACCAAACACAACUAUUACAGCAUCCAGAAGGGAUGGCAAAGUAGUUUUUCUUAGUUGGCAUCACACCCAGGAAAUAGAUAAAAUGACCAGACCAACCAUUCUUCAUUCCUCUCCUGGCUCUGCUUCUGACUCUUGGGACUGCCACACCAGGUUCCUGUAUAGGUACUUUCCCACUCUCCCUCUCCCCUGCUUUAGUAUAGUAAGUCUAUAAGUAGCUAUUAAAACAGUAGCAGCAAUUAAGAUUGCAAAGGAGAACCUCAAGUCCCUUACAGACUGUCUCAUAGAUAAAGAGAGCAUAAUGGUUCCUUGCAAACUGUCUCAUAAAUUAACUAAAAGUCACAUCCUGAGAGUCUGUGCUAAAUCAGGGAAAGCCAUCUGGACCUUGCUGUGAGGAAGGGUCUUUUGUCCUGCUAAUUGCCAUGGUCUGUAAGCCUCAGAAGCUCUAGAUAUCCACAUUAAGGCCGGCAGAAUACCAAAUAUUGUUGAUAACUUUAAGAUGAAGUGGAUAUGUUAAAUAAACCCAAAGUGGCGGAGAAGAGCUGGUCUAUUCCCCACCAAAACUCUCUAAAAAUGAAGCCCCCAAACUCCUGCCCCCUGAGCAUUUUUCCAUUACUGAAGGGUUCACUCUGCUCAAGUACUCCCAAUUCCAAUCCAUGCUUAUGUGAGUGACCCUCUCCCUUCCCAUUUUCUUCCCCAUGCUGCUUGACUUCCUCUACCACCCCAAUCCUGUCCCCUUGCCAUCUGCCUGUGUACCCCCUCCCCCAAUGUUUGUCUCUGCACUCUCUGCUGUUUGUCCCUGUACCUUCUAUGCCUUAUUAAAAUGGGAUUGAAACAUUA
This is a messenger RNA of Phascolarctos cinereus (koala), 2178 nucleotides long. Its product is annotated as sepiapterin reductase-like. The record is from RefSeq and is a predicted model, not a curated record. Gene Ontology annotation, biological process: tetrahydrobiopterin biosynthetic process. Lineage: Eukaryota; Metazoa; Chordata; Mammalia; Diprotodontia; Phascolarctidae. Gene Ontology annotation, molecular function: sepiapterin reductase (NADP+) activity.